UCAAGAUGGCGGAUGAACAGAAUGUUGUGGGAAACACUUUUAGAUCCGCAUCUUAUAAUGUGAUUUUACAAGUUAGUUUUAGAAUUUUGACGUUCAUUAUGAAUGGCGUCCUUCUUCGGUACACGACGAGGGACAUGCUGGGCGUAGUGAACGUAAGACUAAUGUUAUUACAACAAACGAUUACCUUCGUGUCGCGUGAAGCUUUUCGAAAAGCCUGUCUGAGCAAGUCCACUGAGAAACGAUGGCCACAGGUUAUAAAUUUACUAUGGUGCGUCUUUCCUAUUGGAGUUGCUUUAUCUUCUAUCCUUGGAUACAUAUGGAUAUACUAUCUUGAGAGACCUGACCCGGCUCUUGUGUCGAACUAUAAUCUUGGAGUUCUAGUUUUUGCCAGCACUGGAGCUGUAGAACUCUUGUGUGAACAACUUUGGGUUAUCUCACAGGUUUUUCAUUUUCUUCGCCUCAAAGUGGUUAUAGAAGGAAUUGCAAACUUCUCGAGAUGUUUCCUAACGCUCUUUCUGGUGAUCACAUUCCCAAACUUGGGAAUCAUUUGUUUUUGCCUUGCCCAAGUUUCAUUCUCUUUGCUAAUCGUAAUUCUUUACUACAUGUAUUUCAUCCAUCAGAUGGGUAAGAUUCAAACAGAAUUGCCUGAGGAAUUUCCUUUGAAGUCUAUAAGGGAUUUCUUUCCUAGCAUUGUAGCAAAAAAACCAUUGAUAAGCUUAGAAAUGGCAAAUCUCACUUGGAGUUUCUUUAAGCAAUCUUUUCUGAAAAUAUUUUUAACUGAAGGGGAAAGGUUUAUCAUGACUAUCUUCAAGGUCCUGACUUUUGCAGAGCAAGGUGUAUAUGAUGUAGUUAACAACCUAGGCUCAUUAGUAGCUAGGUGUGUUUUUAUGCCAAUAGAAGAAAGCUACUAUACCUUCUUUGCAAAUAUAUUAGCUAGAGACAAAAAGGCUAAAGAACAGUCCCCAGAGGCUGCAAAGAUGGCAGCACAAGUUCUUGAAGUGAUGCUCAAGUUUAUGGUGUUGAUAGGCCUGACUAUUGUGGUGUUUGGUUAUGCCUACUCUUUUCUAUUGCUGGAUAUCUAUGGUGGUACCACUCUUAGUGGUGGUGAAGGUCCCAGUUUACUACGUUGGUAUUGUUUGUAUGUCUUGAUCAUUGCCAUCAAUGGUAUAACGGAGUGCUUUAUGUUUGCUGCAAUGAACAAGGAUGAAGUGGAUUCCUAUAACUACAAGAUGAUGAUGUUUUCAUGCUUCUUCCUGCUAGCUUCUUGGUACCUCACAGUUUUUGGAAGUUCUGGUUUUAUAAUUGCAAACUGCCUUAACAUGAUACUCAGAAUCUUUCACAGCUUGUCAUUUAUCCUCAAGUAUUUCAAAUCAACUCCAGAUCUUCAGCCACUCAGAGGGAUCUUCCCUUCCUACUUAGUUUUAUUGACGUAUGCAUUGUCAGGCAUCAUUACUGCAUUAUCUGAAAGGGUACUGUGCUGUAAUCAUGGCUGGUUCUAUCGUAUACUUCACAUUGGCAUAGGAGCUGUUUGUCUCCUCUUGGUGGCUGUUGCAGUGCUAAUCAAGGAAAAGUCUCUGCUUGAAUUCGCUUAUGAACAAUUUAUUGGAGCCAAGAAAAAGAAGAAAGACUAAAUUCAAGUCUAUAAUGCAAGGAUAUGAGAAAAAAUUAUGAGGUAUUGACACCUUCCCUGAUAAUUGGCUGCAAGUUAACCAACGUGGUGACAGAGUAUGACAUCACAUGCACCGCAAGAUUUUGGUGACUUAAUUUUGCCAGGCAUCUUGAAACAUUUUUAAACUAGUCAUAAAUCAAUGCAUCCUUAGUACAAGAAUCAAAACAUAAACAAAUCACCUCAAAACAUCUCCGAUAAAAACAGCACUUUCAUACUUCCACAUCUGUUAUAUUAAUUGUUCUAAGACCUGAGUAUUCGUCUAAAUUUCCUUUGCAUUUCUUUAAUCUAUUAUUUGAUGGAUCUUUUCUUCCUAAAAAAAUAUCGUUUUUCUCAGGUUUUGUGCUCGUGUGUAGUCGAGACAGUCACGAUCACCAAAAACAAACGACUCACCACCGCGCAUGCUUAGACCUACCGCUGUAGAGCUAAAACUGCUGUCGCAGAUAAUGAGAAAAUCACAUUCGGAGAGAAUAAAAUGUUCAACCAGCA
This is a messenger RNA of Actinia tenebrosa (Australian red waratah sea anemone), 2155 nucleotides long. RefSeq names its product man(5)GlcNAc(2)-PP-dolichol translocation protein RFT1. The record is from RefSeq and is a predicted model, not a curated record. Gene Ontology annotation, biological process: dolichol-linked oligosaccharide biosynthetic process; glycolipid translocation. NCBI's taxonomy places the organism in Eukaryota, Metazoa, Cnidaria, Anthozoa, Actiniaria, Actiniidae. Gene Ontology annotation, cellular component: endoplasmic reticulum membrane.